CGCCGGAAGUCGUUUUCUCCUCCAGGGCGGGAAGAUUCUUCUGCUGUUACACAUGUCAACAAGCGGACUAUACCUAGCGCUGAGACAUCCAGUUAACAGAAGAAGCAUCACUGUAACGUUUUGACACGCAGUGAGGCCUGCGGUGGGACACUGAGGUCAGAGCUCGUCUUAACGGCAGUAUAACACUUAGGAGAAAUCAUGCAGGCCUUUUUGAAAGGAGCGACUGUUCAGACUGCGAGACCUCAGAAAGACAAGGCAGCAGCAGGGCCCAGCACAGAGAAGAAAACCAAGGCUAUUCCAUGGGUGGAGAAAUAUAGGCCAAAGUGCGUUGAUGAGGUGGCCUUUCAGGAGGAGGUGGUGGCAGUUCUGAAGAAGUCUCUGGAAGGAGCAGAUCUUCCCAACUUGCUGUUUUACGGCCCUCCUGGAACAGGAAAGACGUCCACCAUCUUAGCUGCUGCCAGAGAGCUUUAUGGUCCAGAACUGUACAGACAGAGGGUGCUGGAGCUCAAUGCCUCCGAUGAACGAGGCAUCCAGGUCGUCCGAGAGAAGGUCAAGAGCUUUGCUCAGCUCACUGUGGCCGGGACUCGCUCAGAUGGGAAGUCGUGUCCUCCUUUUAAGAUCAUCAUCCUGGAUGAAGCAGACUCCAUGACCCCACCGGCACAGGCUGCUCUCAGACGGACCAUGGAGAAGGAGUCCCGCACCACCCGCUUCUGCCUCAUCUGUAACUACAUCAGCAGGAUUAUUGAGCCUCUCACCUCCAGAUGUUCCAAGUUUCGCUUCAAACCUCUAGCCAAUCAGAUCCAAGAAGAGCGCCUGCUGGAGAUCUGUGAGAAGGAGAACCUUAAGUAUACCAAAGAGAGUAUAACAGCGUUGGUGAGGGUGUCGGAUGGAGACCUGCGGAAAGCCAUUACCUUCCUUCAGAGUGCUGCACGCCUCAGUGUUGACAAGGAGAUCACAGAGAACGCCAUCACUGAAAUAGCAGGGGUGGUCCCUUCCAAGAUGAUUGACAACUUGCUCCAGAUCUGCUUCAGAGGAACAUUUGAGAAACUAGAGGUGGCAGUCAAGAACCUGGUGGAUGAGGGCUAUGCAGCCACACAGAUCCUGAGUCAGCUCCAUGAGUCUAUCAUAGAGCAGGACCUGAGUGACAAGCAGAAGUCAGCCAUCACUGAGAAGAUGGCGGUUGUUAGUAAGUGCCUGUCAGACGGUGCAGAUGAGUACCUGCAGAUGUUGAGUCUGUGUUCAGUCAUCAUGCAGCAGGCUUCACAGAACAACUAGAACUCCACGAAGCAGCACCUCCUCCCCGGAAGAAUGCUGUCAUCUGCUUCCAGCAGCACCAAGGUCCUCACUGACUCAUCAGGACUUUAAUCAGAUUGUUGUCAGAGUUACAGUUUGGGAUGCCCACUAGAUGAUAGUGUUCCUCUCUGUGUUUAAACAGAAACCGUCUCCCUCCAUUCUGGGAUGAGCCCUUCAGUAAAUAGGACACAACCAUAUGAGCAUUCUUUCAAAAUUUGUAAAAUUACCUAUCAGAUGUCUCUUUAUUCCCUUCCAUUCAUCUAACUACUUGCCAAGAAGAGCAUUGUACAGUUUUUGCUUUUUGGGAAGUAAUAAAUGUUUUUGUAUCUUUUCCA
Molecule: messenger RNA, 1628 nt
Organism: Scatophagus argus
Lineage: Eukaryota; Metazoa; Chordata; Actinopteri; Scatophagidae
Gene: rfc4
Product: replication factor C (activator 1) 4
Exons: 11
Coding region: 199-1275 (358 amino acids)
Biological process (GO): DNA-templated DNA replication; DNA repair
Cellular component (GO): DNA replication factor C complex; nucleus
Molecular function (GO): ATP hydrolysis activity; DNA clamp loader activity; DNA binding
Source: RefSeq, a predicted model, not a curated record